Molecule: messenger RNA, 1184 nt
Organism: Cygnus olor (mute swan)
Lineage: Eukaryota; Metazoa; Chordata; Aves; Anseriformes; Anatidae
Gene: STAP2
Product: signal transducing adaptor family member 2
Exons: 10
Coding region: 291-1184 (297 amino acids)
Molecular function (GO): signaling adaptor activity
Source: RefSeq, a predicted model, not a curated record
GGAGCACCGGCUGCGAGGGGGGGCGGGCACCGGGGGAGCCCUGGCUGGGGGGGGGGGGGCACCGGGGGAGUCCCGGCUGCACGGGAGGGGUGGCACCGGGAAACCCGGCGUCCACGGCCCGGUCACGGUCCCGGCCCCGCAGUCACGUACCCACGGACACCCGGGCACACCCCCCCCCCCCCCCGCCGUGCCCUUCGCCCCGUGUCCGGGAAGCGGGGGCGGGCCCCGAGCCCGGUCCCUGAAUAAGGCCCGGCCCUGCCCCGGCCCGGUGGCACCGGCGGCUCCCGGGGAUGGCGCUGCCGGUGCCCCCCCCUCAGCCGGCCGGGGCCCGGCACUACUACGAGGGCUUCGUGCAGAAGCGGGGGCCGCGGGACAUGGGUUACCGGCGGGUCUGGGCCGGGCUGCGGGGGCCGCUGAUCGCCUUCUAUGCGGUGCCCAGGGACCGCCAGCCCCUGGAGAUGCUGGACCUGAGCGAGCUGGUGGCAGUGCGGGCCGAGGGGGGGGGGCUCGUCCUCCAGAUGCGGGACCAGAAUGUAACGCUGAAGGCGGAGAGCGCGGAGGCGCAGGAGAUGUGGCGGGGAUUCAUCCUGACCAUGGCUAAGAUGAAGGUGCCCUCGGACCUGGUGCUGCUGCCCGGCCACAGGUUCCAGCUGCUGGAGGCCCUGCGCGAGGAGCAGGAGCGCCGCGCCGUCCCCAGGGUCCCGUUGUUUCCCAGCUGCUUCUACAACGUGUCGCGGGGGGAGGCCGAGCAGCUGCUGGAGCGCAGCGCGGGCAGCGGGAACCUGGUGCUGCGCCCCGGGGGGCACGGCCACGGCGUCUCCGUCACCACGCGCCAGAUGCUGAACAACACGGUUCUGAUCAGGCACUACAAGGUGAUCGACCUGGGCCAGGAUUACUGCAUCAGCGUGGACGUGCCGCACUACUGCUCCUCGCUGGCCGAGGUGGUGCAGUACUUCGUGGAGAAGAGCAAGGGCUGCCUGCGGCCCCUGCACUCGGAGUACAACCAGAAGCUGGAGUUUGUGGAAACGGACGGGGAGAACGGCGAGAUGCUGCAGGGGGUGUACGAGCCCCCACCCCCCAGGACCCAGGCACCCGUUCUGCCCGACCCCGAGCCCCCAGCCCCGCAUCGCCCCGUGCUGCAGCCCCCCGAGCAGGGUGAGUCGGGGCAGGUGGGGGGAAACUGA